AUGGCUUUAUCUGCUCCUGUUUUGCUAUUUUGGGAUUACCAGUUUCUUUUAAUGAUUUCAAUUAUUGAUGAGUACAAAAAUUUAAGCUUCCACAAUUGUGUUUCUGAAAGGAAUUGCGUUAAUACGUUGGGAAAUUAUACUUGUUCAUGCUUAUCAGGUCAUGGGGAUGGCAAAAAAGAUGGAACUGGCUGCAUACCAAAUGUAGUAAAUGUCAUACAAAUCUCAACUGCUAUCGGCUUAAGUGUACUGGUUGCUAUUGUGGGUUCUUUAUGGUUGUUCGUCAUACGCAAGAAAAGAAAGCUAUUCAACAUGAAAAAGAAAUUCUUUCAGAGAAAUGGUGGCUUACUAUUACAACAAGAACUAAAUGAACAAUAAGUAUCAAUCGAAACCGUCAGGAUCUUCAGUGUAGAAGAGCUUAAGAACAUAACCAAAAACUAUGAUGAGAGCCACAUUCUUGGGAAGGGAGGCUUCGACACAAUUUACAAAGAUCUGAAGAAUAACACAAAGGUAGCCAUCAAGAAAUCUAAAAUUGUUGAUCAAAGCCAAAUUAAUCAGUUCAUCAAUGAGGUUAUCAUUCUCUCCCAAAUAAACCAUAGAAAUGUGGUAAAACUUUUAGGUUGUUGCUGGGAGACUGAGGUCCCCUUGUUGGUUUAUGAAUUUGUUUCUAAUGGCAUAGUGUAAGAACACAUCCACAUUGAAGAAAAAGCUUCUUCGAUUUCUUGGGAAAUUCGGUUAAGGGUAGCUACGUAAUCAGCGCAAGUGCUAUCAUAUUUACACUAUGCAGCUUUGACACCAAUAAUUCAUAGAGAUAUGAAGCCUACAAACAUCCUUCGGGACGACAAUUAUACUGCAAAAGUUUUAGAUUUCGGAGCAUCUCGAUUAGUGCCACUACAUUAAACUCAACUAACAACACUGGUGUAAGGAACAUUGAAAUAUUUAAACCCCAAAUACUUGCAAACAAGCCAAAUAAAUGAGAAAAGUGAUGUUUAUAGCUUUGGUGUCGUCCUUGUCGAGCUAUUAACCGACAAAAAAGCACUUUCCUUUGACGUCCCUGAAGAAGAAAGAAAUUUAGUCAACUAUUUUCUUAAAUCAUUGAGAGAUGAUCUUGUUCAGAUUCUAGAUGAUAAAGUGGCGAAAGAAAGAGAUAUUGAGCAGAUUAAAGAGGUUUAUGAAUUAGCAAAGAGGUGUUUAAGAGUGAAAGGUUAACCCAACUAAAGUAGAAAAAGACCGACAAUGAAGGAAGUUGCAAUAGAGCUGGAGGGUUUAAGAGUGAGGAACAGACAUCCAUGGGCUGAAGUUAAAGUAAAUCAAGAGGAAACACCUAUUUUUUCUAUUUAUACAAACCUUUUUCUGGACUCAGACAUAAUCCCAUGCUUCAAAACCAAUAGACAAACUCAACUAGAGGAAAGAGAGACAGUAAUGGAUUCACAUACGAGAUUAUCUCCAAACAUCCUCGUACUGUUGGUAAUGGCGGUAACUUUUAUACCAGCGACAAGAGCUCAAGUGUUCGCCAAAAAUGGCUGUCCUACUCAUUGUGGAGAUUUAACUAUCCCAUACCCAUUUGGCACAAUGGAAGGCUGUUAUCUAAACAAGAACUUUUAUAUCAAGUGCACUGAAACAGCCGACUCAUUCAAAGCCUACUUAGCAUACACUGAUUUCAUUGUCACCGAUAUCACCAUGGAAGGUCAGUUGCAAAUCUUAACCACAGUUGCUCGAGAUUGUUAUAGUGCUCCUCGGCUCCCUGUGAUGACGAUCCGGCAGAUAAUAUCCUUGUCUCCCUUUUCGAUUUACAAUGUCUCAAAUACCCGAAACAAGUUUACUGCAAUUGGAUGCGACACUUACGCUUACCUUUAUGGAUUUGUCGGAAACAAAAGUUAUAGAGCCGGGUGUAUGUCCUUAUGUAAUCGGUUCGAAGACUUGGUUGAUGGAUCUUGUUCGGGAUUCGGAUGUUGCCAGAUACAGAUUCCUGAUGGGUUGAAAACCAUUGAUGUGGUAGCUUAUAGCUUUAACCGCCAUGUCAAUGUGUCGGAUUUUAAUCCUUGCAGCUAUGCUUUUAUUGUUGAAGAAAGUCAAUUUCGGUUCUCUUCGGGUUAUGUUCAGUAUAUAUCUGAGGAUUACAAGUUUCCAGUGUCCCUUGAUUGGGUUGUAAGCAACGAGACGUGUGUCGAAGCUGCUAAGAAUCCGUCAAAUUACGCAUGUCAUCGGAGCGAGUGUCACGAACCUGACACUGGUUCAGGCUAUCUUUGCAAGUGUCCAGACGGUUUCUAUGGGAAUCCAUACCUCCCAGAAGGUUGCCUAGAUAUCAAUGAGUGCAAGAUUUGGAGUCCCUGCCAUAAAAAUGCCAUAUGCAGCAAUUUACCAGGAAGUUUCAAAUGCAUUUGUAAAGGUGGUUAUGAAGGUGAUGGCAAAAGAAAUGGAACUGGUUGCAGUCCUGUGGAUGCACCUGACGGCUUUCCUUUUGUUCACAUUGGUCUAGGUGUGAGUAUAAGCCUUUUAGUGUUCGUAUUGAGCAUUUCUUGGAUAUACUGGGGACUUUGGCAAAGAAAGCUUAUCAGGCAAAGAGAAAAUUUCUUCCUACAAAAUGGUGGAAUUAUCUUACAACAAGAAUUUUCAAAGCUUAAAGGGUCUGUUUCAGCUAAAAUAUUCACUUCAGAAGAGCUGAAAAAGGCCACAAACAACUUCCAUGAAACUAGAAUUCUCGGAAAAGGAGGUCAUGGGACAGUUUAUAAAGGAAUAUUGCAAGACAACAGGGUUGUUGCCAUUAAAAAAUCCAUGAUUGCAGAUCACAGUCAGGUUGAACAGUUUGUUAAUGAAGUCAUUGUUCUUUCUCAGGUUAACCAUAGAAAUGUUGUGAAGCUCUUGGGAUGUUGUUUAGAGACCGAAGUCCCUUUGUUGGUUUACGAAUUUAUAUCCAAUGGUACCCUUCAUCAAAGCCUACAUUGUUCGGGCAAAGGGUAUUUGUCUUGGGAAUGUAGGUUGAGAAUUGCAGCUGAAACAGCUGGAGCACUCUCGUAUCUGCACUCAGCUGCUUAUCCUCCCAUUAUUCAUAGAGAUGUUAAGUCUACCAACAUUCUCUUAGAUGAACAUUACACUGCAAAAGUGUCAGAUUUCGGAGCUUCGAGGUUAGUUCCUUUGGAUCAAACACAGUUAACCACACUGGUACAAGGGACACUUGGUUACUUAGAUCCAGAGUACUUUCAAUCAAGCCAGUUAACUGAAAAGAGCGACGUGUACAGCUUCGGAGUAGUCCUUGCGGAGUUACUGACCAAGAGAAAGGCACUUUGUUUUCAAAUGCCGGAAGAAGAACGGAAUCUAGCAAUGCAUUUCGUUUCUGCAUUGAAGAAGGACCAAUUAUUCGAAAUUAUUGAUCAUCAAGUGCUUGUUGAAGGAAACACUACACAGAUAAAGGAAGUUGCCAUGUUGGCAAACAAGUGCUUAAGAGUUAGAGGAGAAGAGAGGCCUUCAAUGAAGGAAGUUACAAUGGAACUGGAGGGUCUAAGAUCAAAUCCAAAGCAUCCAUGGCUGAAAGAUGAAUCGAAAGAGACCAAGUAUUUGCUUAGUGAACCCUCAAGUGCAAAUGCUCAAGGUAAUGAUGGCAGUCCGUCAGACUAUGACAGCGGUAGACAACAAAUUAUAUUGCAAGGGCGAUAA
Gossypium raimondii (Peruvian cotton) is the source of this 3651-nucleotide messenger RNA. RefSeq names its product wall-associated receptor kinase 5. Lineage: Eukaryota; Viridiplantae; Streptophyta; Magnoliopsida; Malvales; Malvaceae. Gene Ontology annotation, cellular component: plasma membrane. The record is from RefSeq and is a predicted model, not a curated record. Gene Ontology annotation, molecular function: ATP binding; polysaccharide binding; protein serine/threonine kinase activity. Gene Ontology annotation, biological process: cell surface receptor signaling pathway; protein phosphorylation.